Hippocampus zosterae (dwarf seahorse) is the source of this 2242-nucleotide messenger RNA. It is a transcript of the gene cenpt, whose product is annotated as centromere protein T. Gene Ontology annotation, molecular function: DNA binding; protein heterodimerization activity. The transcript is spliced from 12 exons. The record is from RefSeq and is a predicted model, not a curated record. Gene Ontology annotation, cellular component: kinetochore. Gene Ontology annotation, biological process: mitotic cell cycle; chromosome segregation; kinetochore assembly. NCBI's taxonomy places the organism in Eukaryota, Metazoa, Chordata, Actinopteri, Syngnathiformes, Syngnathidae. The coding region runs from base 229 to 2196 and encodes 655 amino acids.
UUAAAUCGCGCGAGAUGAAUUCAAAAUAACGCGGGAUCCUAAACGUCAACGUCCGUUCAAAUGGGUGGCUAAGCUAUUUUCCCCCAAUUUCAAGCGUGAGACGCUGCGUCUCAAACUUACUAUUUUUGGGUAGUGACUGUCAAAAAGUAGUCACUUGCUUCGCCGCCGAUUUAUCGUGAGCAUAUUACCAGGAAAAGCGAGUAAGCUCACGUAAGUAAGCGACUCGAGAUGGAUUCGACGGAGAACUUGUCUCCUGGGAUUCUUCUCCGACAUAUACUCAGGACCGAGCCACUCAGGACUCCCGUCACCCGCAGUGUUUCCAAAGAGCAGAGGCGCACAUUAACUCGCAGCACCAGAACGAGAGCCAAAGAUGGACCUGCACGGACCCCGCAGGACAUUAUGAGGCGUAAGAUGCGUGAGAGCAUAUCCAGGAAAUCUCUGCCACGGACAAAAAGAUCUGCCUCUGCCCGGUUGAAAACGGCAAUCACGCCGGCCUCGUCCUCAAUGUCAUUUGACGAGGCAGACACGCCAAGGCACCUUCUAAGGAAGAUCCUCCAGACAGAACCAACCAAGUCACCCGUGGUUCACCACGAAGCUGCGCCAAUGAAGCCGCAGCCGCCUGCAGCGGACUCCAGCAUUGCCAACGAGCAUCCAAGCGUUGAGCUGUCCGGCUUGGACUUGCCCAAUUUAACGUCCGACAUGGCAGCGAGCCAGGAAAAAGGCCUGAAGAGGAAGAGACCACGUCGCAGCUUCAGCGUAACCGCCUUCGAAGAGCGCCUCAACCAUAAUGACGAUGCUGAAAAGGAGUCGGACAAAUCGACGCGAGGCGACUUCUCGCUUUCUUUGUCAAACUCCUCUUUGCUGAGUCUAAAAACGCCCUUUGUGAAUGAUCAGUCCGAGAGAAAAGGCCUGCGGAGGAGAGCAUCUUCCCGUCAAAGAAUCACUGAACACAAGUUUGCCGAUGCCGUAAAUAAGAUGCAUUUAGAUCACGGAGCCAGCAGUUCUAUGCAGGGCCAGCCCGGCCUCGGUGAGACCAUCACUCUGGGUCCGAGCGAGGUGGGUGACCUGGAAGUUGGCGCUGACAUUAUCCACUGCAACACCGCCCUCUAUGCCAUGCCUGACGCCACCGCCGCCCCCGACCUCGCCGCGGUCGCCACGCAGGACAAGUCCACGGUCCUGGCGUCUCAGAUUCAGAGGGUGUCGGAGCAGGAUGGGCAGAAAGAGCUCGACGCCGGGAGUCAACUCCCGGAGGUGUCUGAGAGCCAGGCGAGGAGGGCCACCGCCAAUUAUGAAGACCAAGCGGCGGUUUCCCAAUCUGAGGGUGAAGCAGCCGGAUUGGAACCUGAGGAAGGUGAAGUGGAAGGGAUGGCUCUGGAUUCUCCAACUGAAGAAACAGAGUGUGAAGAAACAUCUGCAGAAGAGGGGGAGGCCGCCGUGACAUCUGAAGAGAAGGAGGCUGGCGUCGACUCGGAAACCGAAGACGUGGUUGAGUCUCAGCCUGAAGAGGAGGUCGCUGCCCCCCCUUUGUCUGAGGAAAGCGACAUGGCCCAAGAGGAGAAUGACGGGCAGUGGCAGCAGGAGGAAGAUGAAGCUGAUGAAGAGGAGGAAAGAGAUCAUAACGUGCAACACGAGGAACGGCGAGCUCAUCGAUCUGUGGGCGCACUUGUCGUGCCUGUUGCAGAGGAUGAGGACACGGAGCCCGACAUGAGGACUCCACCAUUCGUUCGUGAGAAAAUGACCUUUGACCUCCCAUAUCCGACUGCGCCCACCAUAUUGAAGCCUCAAGCCAGUACUUCCACUGAAGAUCAACCGCCAGCCAAACCAAAACGAGCGAGAAAGCGGAGGAGUGGCGCGGCGGCGCGGAGGGACGUUGGCGUUCCCAAGAGCUACCUGAUGAGCACCUUUCGCCACUUUGCCAAAACCAGGGUCUCUGCAGAUGUUUACCCCGUCUUGAGGGACGCAAUGGAGAAAUUCCUUGAUCGGAUGGCGGAGGACCUGGAAACAUUUGCCCUUCACGCCGGGAGAAAAACCAUUGAGGUGGAAGACGCCAUUCUGCUGUUGAAAAGGCAGGGUCAUGUCAACGACAAGGUGCCGGUGGAAGUGCUGAUUGAAAAAUACCUUCGCAUGGAGCAGCGCAAGCUCCUCAUCCCCAUAGCAACCAGGGGCAACGUCGUCGUGCCCAAAAUGAGGAAAUGAAUUAUCAACAUUGAGGGUGAUUUCUGUUCAAAAAAAGAAAAAACAC